AAAGAGAGAGAGUUGGAGAGAAAAGGGGAAAAAAGAAGCGGCACUCGGCUUUGCCAGCGGUCGUAUGCGCUCGUCCAACAUUGAUUCGGCUCUCUCCUUCUUCUUUUUUUUCCUCUUCUUCUCCCUAUUCUGUGCUCUGCUCUCCCUGGCCCCCCCAUCUGUGCGUGUGCGCGUGUGUGUGUGUGUGUGUGUGUGUGUGUGGGGGGUGUGUGUUUGUGUGUGUCUUGCGCCGGGCCCAGGGAUCAGAACAGACACCACUACCAAUUACACUUUGCCAAGGACUUUUUUUUUUUUGUAGAAUUUUGGAAAGCACAAAGGACUGUUUAUUUUAAGUCCUCGUUGUUAAAGUUUCCUUUUUUUUGUUUUUUUUCCCCAGAGUGCAAUACUGUUAACAUUUCUAUUUUUACCUGACAAUUCUUUUCAAAAAGUAGUUAUCGGUCCUUUUUGUCCUUUUUGUCUUUUUUAUUUUUGCUUUUGUCUAAUGAGCUACUGCUCGUGUUCCUAUUGCAGACAAUUUUUGACUUCCUGAAAUCCUGGUGUUUUUUGUUUUUUUUCUUUAAAAUUUUGGCCCACUGUCUUUUAGUGAGCAUCAUAGUCUGCUCAUUAUUAUUUUUUUUAACAACCCCGCAAGUUUUGUGGGUUUUUUUGUUUUUGUUUUUUUUUCAUCUGCUAAUUCUCCGUACCCUGCCAAACCAGUACUCGCUUUACAUUGGGGAGCGCGGGAGGCAAACAAAAAAAAACAAAACUGGUGCUGGAGACUUUUUUUUUUUUUUUUCACUUUAAACGCUGUGCCAAAUUUAUGAUGAGAGUGCAAAAUGGAUGAAUUUCAUCCCUUCAUCGAGGCCCUCCUCCCCCAUGUCCGUGCCUUCUCGUACACCUGGUUCAACCUGCAGGCCCGCAAGCGCAAGUACUUCAAGAAGCACGAAAAGAGGAUGACCAAGGACGAGGAGCGCGCGGUGAAGGACGAGCUGCUCGGGGAGAAGCCCGAGAUCAAGCAGAAGUGGGCCUCGCGCCUGCUGGCCAAGCUCCGCAAGGACAUCCGGCCCGAGUUCCGCGAGGACUUUGUGCUCACCAUCACGGGGAAGAAGCCCCCCUGCUGCGUGCUGUCCAACCCCGACCAGAAGGGUAAGAUCCGCCGCAUCGACUGCCUCCGCCAGGCCGACAAGGUGUGGCGGCUGGACCUGGUGAUGGUCAUCCUGUUCAAGGGCAGCCCCCUGGAGAGCACGGACGGGGAGCGGCUGGUCAAGUCGCCCCAGUGCUCCAACCACGGCCUGUGCGUCCAGCCGCACCACAUUGGAGUGACGGUCAAGGAGCUGGACCUCUACCUGGCUUACUUCGUCCACACACCAGAACAAUCAGGACAAUCAGACAACUCGAACCAGCAGGGAGACACAGACGUCAAGCCCCCACCGAAUGGCCACUUGAGUUUCCAGGACUGCUUUGUGACUUCAGGGGUGUGGAACGUUGCCGAGCUGGUCCGCGUGUCGCAGACCCCCGUGGCUACAGCGACCGGCCCCAACUUCUCCCUGGCCGACCUGGACAGCCCCGGAUACUACAACAUCAACCAGGUGACCCUGGGACGCCGCUCCAUCACCUCCACCCCCUCCACCAGGACUGAAAUGGAGCUUUAUGCAAGUCUCCCACGGAGCUCCAACAAGCGCAAGUCCAUUGACGACAGUGAGAUGGAGAGCCCAGUGGACGAUGUCUUCUACUCGGGCCGCUCCCCGGCGGCUGGCAGCAGCUCUCAGUCCAGCGGUUGGCCUAAUGAUGUGGAUGCAGUGCAGCACCAUUUGGCCAGUGUGCAGGAGAGGAAGAUUAAGCAUGAGAACGAUGGAGUGCAGUUUCCUUACCAUGGACUGUCAUCGCCUGGUUCUCUUAAGAAGCCGGGGAAAUUCGAUUUCAGCGCCCUGUCCUCCCAGACGAGGUCCCCCCGCAUGGCGUUCACCCACCACCCACUGCCAAUGCUGGCGGGAGUGAGACCAGGGAGUCCCCGUGCCUCAGCCUCGGCCCUGCACUUCCCGUCUCCCUCCAUCAUCCAGCAGUCUAGCCCCUACUUCACCCACCCAACCAUCCGCUACCACCACCACCCUGGACAGGACCCCCUGAAGGAAUUCGUUCAGUUUGUCUGUGCUGAUGGCUCGGGGCAGGCCGCUGGACAGCCAAACGGGAGCGGCCAGAGCAAAAUGCCAGGCUCCUUCUUGCUGCCUCCACCUCCCCCAGUGGCCCGCCCAGUGCCCCUCCCUAUGUCCGACUCUAAACCCAACAGCACGCCCCCUGACGGCGGACUCUCCUCGCCCGCAUCUCCGUCAUACUCCACGCCAGGCGCCGCAGCUCCCAACAGGUUUGUCGGCAUCGGAUCACGGGACAACAACUUUCUGAACAUCCCGCAGCAGACACAGUCUUGGUUCCUCUGACAAGAUCUGUGCGCAAGCCAGCAAGUAUAAUUCUUUCCUUUACAAUCGGAAAUAGCAAACAGAGAAACCACCCGCAGGAUGAUAUAUAUGAAUUGUCCUCCAACCAACCCACCGACCGGCCCUGACAGUAUGUCCCACCUGAUACAAAACGUAACCAAGCGACACAGGAAGAUGCAGCAGCAAUGACACUUUUAGAGGAACUCUGGACUCACUCACCCAGUCAGAGGGAGGACCUGUUUGAAGCAAAGAUGGAUGGAUGGAAAGACGAAAGGAUGGACGAGAGGAUGCCAGGAUGGAUGAGGAGUUAAGGGGACAUAAGCGGCAAGUCGUCUCUCCUGGAAGAAAAACACCACCGACCCAGCGCAGCAGCAGCAGCAGCAGCAGCAGCGCAGGAGGGAGAAACCCGAGGGUGAAAGAGCGGCCAUCUCUCCCGACUCUGCGAGGAGUGCGUUUGUGUAAAAGAAAAUCAACUGUCCCACAAAAUCCGGCUCUCCAGACGAAGCGUUUAGCCCACGAGUCCACGGCCCCCGGUGUCAGAGCGGAGACACGGCGAUUCGGUUUCCACUGAGAGCUGCGGUCCGCGCUCCUGUUGCGUCCGCCAUCACCCCAAAAAACAAAAAGAAUCAAAUUGACCAACGUUUCUCUCUCUCUCUCUCUGAAUGACCAUUGACUCUAUAAAGCCCCCUUUGUACCUUACUACUAACGAGAGAGAGAGGCCAUGCCAAAACACUUCUUGAUUAAGGGUUGCACUACAAGCAGAAUCAAUUAACACUAAUCUUUGUAACGAUGUGCACUAUUUACUAUUUACGAGGCAUGGGAGGUAAGACCAGACUUUGCCCGUCAAAAGAGUUUUAAAGAGGAAAAAUCAAGGCACGAGAAGCCUUCGCGUGUCCUCAAUAACCCCGUCCCCCCCCGUCCCCCAUCCUUCAGUUCGACAAAUCAUCGGCCUCCAAUCAUUCUCACAUCUCCCCUACACGACACACGACACACGACACACACACUGCCAUGACCACAGCACGUAUGUCCAAUGGAAAACGUACACACAGUCGCCCCAGUCUCACCUUUUAGGUCGGAGUAUUUAUAGGUGGUGGUGUUGUGUUAUCACCUUUUCGUUUUUUAUAUGCACAUAUAGUAAAGCCCAGUGAACUCUCUCUACCUAUUUGAUUAGAAAAAUCCAAAUCCGACACACACACACACACACACACGCUGAUAAUCCCAGCGUGUUUGUAUGUGUGUGUGUGUGUGUGUGUGCAUCAUUACUGACAGAUUUUUUUUUCUCAACCCUAGACAGCAGCUAAUGAUUCCCCCCACUUUUCUUUUUUUUUUUGCCCUCUUGUAAUGUAGAAUUUUGUUCCUCUUGUGUGUUCUCUUAUUUGAAUUGAUUCCUUUUUGGAUUUGUACUAUUUUAUAAGUGUUUUGUAUUUGAAUGACAGCACCUUACAGAGAAACACAGUGAGAAGUGAGGGGGGGAGGGGGGCGCUGACCCAGAUCAAACGGCAGUUGCGGAAAAAACUUUCGAGGUUUGAGAUUUUUUUUGGGGGGGGUGCGCUUCUUCACUUUAGUUCCUGAGGGGGUGAGGUGUUUGUCGUCUCAUGUGACUCGAAGUAGCGUUGUUGUUGUUGUUUUCUCCCCCAAAAAGUCAAACUCUCUUUCACUUUCAACACGGCCUGUUAGUUCUCAGUGCCAGACAAACCCAUUUGCCACAUGCCGCACUGCGGGGCCACACAGUCGCAGGGCUUUCGACAAUCACAGGAGGCCUGCUUCCUGGGAACUUACCUGCUGAACCGAUACAGGUCAACAGCAACAACAACAACAACAACAACAACAACAAAAAGGCUGCAAAUUGGCCGCAUCUGCUAUUUGACCCUGGCACAGCUGCCGACUGGUGGUGGUGGUACGUGAGCGAGGGGACGAAGAAGAAGGAGACGAAGAAAGAAACAGAAUCAAGGAGGGAAGGUUGCUGAAGACGGGACCCAGAGUAAAAAGAGAGAGUACGCGUGGCUCUUCUCUCUGUCUCCCUAGAGUUUACCCUGUUGUUUACACUCCCAGACGGGCCGCGGCUCCAAGAGCAGGGCGCGCCACACUGCGGAGCAAAAUGAAUAUGUGACAUAUCUGGCUGUUUUUCAGAGGGAGCAUCACACGAGUGUGCCCAAUUCUUUUUUCUUUCUUUUUUAAGGUGCACAGGGUCAGGUAAAGGAUACGGGUUGCUACGGUAACCCUACCCCCCACCCCCACCCCCAAACACACACACACACACACACACACACACACCAGCACUCCCCCCCCCCCCCCCCCCCCCCACCUUGCUGUUGUGGAUCGAUUAGCCCUUAAAGAUCAAAACUGCACUAAAACAAUCAUGCCAGCCAACAUUUGUGCGUUUCUCUUUUCUCUCGUGGGGACGACCGUAGAUUGACCACCGCGUAGUACUCCAAGUCGGCGGACGUGUCGCCGGCGUCGGACAAACGGAGCACCACUCCUUAAAACACGCAGACUCGCGAAAAACCACUCGCCAUUGACGCAAAAACACACCCCCCGGUGCCCGACUGAAUUCAGAGGGAAGUCUUGAAUAUUGACAAUCUGAGGAGGCCUUUAUGCUUUUAAUCGUGUUCUAUCAUCAGCCCGCGCACACAUUCAGACUGAUUGAAGUGAUCCCCCCCCCCCCCCCCCCCCGGCAAAAGUUGAAUCAAAAAUAAACCACCCAUCCAACCUCACAAAAUAACUGGACUGCCUGGCCAUGUUCUUCGCUGCAGGGAAACACAAUGUAGUUGGCCGACGAGCGGCGACCAUCUCAUCAUCCGCUUCGUAGAGAGAACUAGCUCCGCUGAGUGAGACGCUGACGAUGGCUAAGGUGAUUUCUUUUCUAAUCUAUGGAAGUGCCUCUGUAUUCCCAUUAUGCAAUUUGUCAAACAUGAAUUCAGGUUCUUUUUUCUCACAUAUAAGCUAUAGUGAAUGGUAAGAAGAAAAAAAAAAAAUGAUGUCGGGAGAGGGAGGAAAGAAAAAGAAAAAAAACGGCGACAGCUCACUAGAUAAUCGCAAGCAUCUUUAUAUAUAAUACACAUAUAUAUUUAUAGAUAUAUACAUUUUUUUUAUUUGCAAGAUAAGCUCUGUGGCAGUCUAGUUAUUUUUUGAAGCGUGGCGCGCACCGCACGGUCACAGGAUGCAUCUCAAACAACUGCUGAUCCGAGCUCCAGUACCAGUCUCUGCACCCACAAACCCGCGCCAAUUGACGUAAGCGGAAAAAAAGAGGAAAGCUCCACGGCAACCACAACCAUGGACACACAGACAUCGAUGAUAACGUAGCUGAGGUUUUUGAAAAAGAAAAAGAAAAAAAAUCAGAUUAGGUUUUGUUGUUUUCUUUUCUUGUUUUGAUGGGAAGUAUUGUUCUUGAAACUAAAUGAUGUAUGUUGAUUGAGCCAUGUGCAAUGCCUUGGUAGAGGAAUUGUGUUUGUUUGUUUGUUAGCGACUGUUCGAGGGUGUCACCAGAAAAGAGGGAAAACCCUCUACAAUUUCUUUUGGGGGCGGGGGGGUUGUUUUUUCAAAGUCCACAUGCUCCGGGACUCUAAAUACGAGAGCGGCGAGAAAAGAAUCCCAGUCUUUUGUAAGUAAGUUUGGGGAGACUGUUUUUAAUUUCUGUUUUUUGUUGUUGUUGUUUUUUUCUUAUAUCACUUUCUAAAAGAAAAACUCAUUUCUCAUGAUUUGCUUUUCAAAAUGUGGGAGGGCUGAAGGAACACCUUUUGCAACUCAUGACAUAUAUAUCGCUAUGAGAACUGGUGCUUUCGUAAAGAAUAAAGUACAUUCAAUCUCUAUUAUACAUAAAUAAUAAUAAACAAAUUAAGUGUUAUCAUAAAAGCAAAUUUUUAGGAAAACAUGCAUUAUUCUAUUUCUCUUUUUGUAUUUACCGAGGGGGGAGGGGUUCAAUGUAUGAAAAGGUUGUUGUGACAAAAGGCAUUUCCCCCCCCCCCCCCCCCCCCCCCCCCCACCCCGACCUUUACACCACAGCACAGGAAUAGUUGUAGGGAGAGAAAAAAAAACAAAAAAACCAAACCACCACCCCCCCAUCUUGUUUCCAGACUCUUCCAUCUCGUUUCCGAUCACAAGUGAACCUCACGUGGGAUAAAAGAAGAGAUCUUCCCCCUUCAAUCUGGGAGACGCUCAAGUUACGGAUUCUCGUUUCGAAAAAAGCUAAACGCAAUGGUGACGCCGGGGAGGUUGUUUCCCUCCGCUCCGGUGUCGGCGCGUGGUUGGUUCAGCGAGAGGGAAAUGCGCGGCCUCAGAGGGAUGCUGUCAUCAGCUGUUUUCUAAAACGCAGAACAUGAACCCCUCCCCUCUCCCCUCCUCCUCCGAAACCCCCCAAUUGCCCACUGUAAAUGAUUAUAAAUAGGUGUUUGGUGACGUAGUGUUGAUAGACUCAGAGCAUCUUAAAGGUUGUCCCCCUAAAAAAAAGUGCCUUUUGUUCACAGACUCCAUCUUGUAAUCCUGAGUGCCCAUCUCAAAAAAGAAAAAGACAAAGUCCCCUCCUUCGUCCUCCUAUAUCUUUCUCUUCCUCUUCUUCAAAGCUUCUUAAAGCGGUAUACAUAGUACUAAAGGAAAUUGGUGUGUGAUUUAGUUUCUCUUUUUAUUGUUGAAUAAUUAAGAAAAGCUGAGAAAAAAAAAAAGAAAAAAAAAAGGAUAACUUUUCUGUCUUGCUUCUCUUCCUCUGUAUUUUGUCUUCUGUCUCUCUCGGACACUGGAGUAGUCUGUAGCUGCGUAAAAACUUCUCCUUCCUCCCCUCCCUUCCCUUUCCUCCUUUUCUUACCUUUCCCUCUGAACGGCGGGGGAGGGGGGGGUUUCAAAAAAAAGACAAAAAAAAAAAAAAAGACAAAAAAAAAAAAAAGAAAUACGCAAAGAUCUUUCGUUUUGUUUCGUUGUCUGAGCGGAAUGCAGUUAGCUCACAUGUUAUCCUCGUCUGUACGCUUCACAUUGUAUUGCCAUACCCAUCUUCUUCAGCUUCUCCAUUCAACAGCUAAUGUAAGUGAACAAGUUACACCACGGGGCUCCGGGGCUGUGCUGAGGACCGGCGCGGGGGCCGAUCGGGCCAGUUGGGGUGUUUUUUCCCGCCUGGGCGAGGUCAAAAGUUCAAGUGCACCCGGGCGGAGGGACGGGAGGCACUCACAGGGCCCUGGGGCGGGGGAGGCGACCCGUAGGAGCGCUAGGACAGGCGUGGGGUUGGUUUUUUUUGUUUGUAAUCACUUUGUUUCUACCUAUUUAUUUUUUUUUAUAAUUGAAUUUGGAUUUGCUUUUUUUGAUGACUUUCAUUUUGAGUUGUUUUUUGUUGUUCACCAUAGGCAGCUGUGAGAUGCUGCGAGCAGACCUUCAAUUAUGCACCUUUUUCUAGUGGUUGAAUGAGACCAGCUAUUUAAAAAAGAAAAAACCCCACUCGUAAAGCACCUUAGCAGCGGACCGGUUCCACGGCGCGGAGACUGCGAGGCUCAGAUUUCAGCACAAUCGUUAGGAAAAAUUGUGACACAAUGUCGCACCGGUUCACCACCGUUGACCAAAGUGAUCGGGGUUCCAGAAGCUGCCAGACUAGGAGACUUUGGUGAGAGAGCGCCUUUUUCGAUUCUACCAGCAAGACCGAGUGAUCACAGAUUAGCUUAGCAACAACAUAACACAUUUAUAUGCAAGUUUUGUUUCGUUUUUUUCCUUCAUGACGCAAAUGAAGCCAGCAGCAGUAUUAUCAAUCAGGCCUUGACAAGUGAAAGCGCCACAGUUGAGAAGAAGCCAUAUCAGAGAGGAACAGGCUGCACAGAGCAGAGCUAGUGUGAUUGUGUGGUUAGUUGAGGGGGGGGGGGGGGGGGGGUCUCUGCCUCUGCACUGUUCAAAGAGCCCGGUCCAACCGCGUGGCCGCACCGUCCGCCUUUUUAUUCCUUCUCUCGUCUCCUUUUUCAUUUGUUUUUAACGCGUCUUCGUAGGAACGCUGGGCCGUGUUUACCCCUGUGUAGACCGACGCCCCCCCCCCAGCCCACCCCCAGGCCGGCCGAUCAACCUCGUCUCAGGGCCCUGUAACUACCACGAGUGCCCAUCUCCCUCCUCCUGCGCCCCCCACCCCCUCAGAGCAUCCCAUCCUCAGACACACCUCCCAGAGCCCAUGGUGAAAUGCAUGUGUUAAUUACAGUUUCUUUUCCAUAAUAAUAAUAAAACACAGUUUGAAAAGAGCAACACCUUUACUUGAUUGAAUAAAAGGAUGUUCUUGACUGUA
This is a messenger RNA of Scophthalmus maximus (turbot), 8652 nucleotides long. RefSeq names its product nuclear factor I/Xb (gene nfixb). Gene Ontology annotation, cellular component: nucleus. Gene Ontology annotation, molecular function: RNA polymerase II cis-regulatory region sequence-specific DNA binding; DNA-binding transcription factor activity, RNA polymerase II-specific. Gene Ontology annotation, biological process: regulation of transcription by RNA polymerase II. Lineage: Eukaryota; Metazoa; Chordata; Actinopteri; Pleuronectiformes; Scophthalmidae. The record is from RefSeq and is a predicted model, not a curated record. Bases 816 to 2414 code for a protein of 532 amino acids. The transcript has 13 exons.